CCACCCUAUUGUGGCUAUCCGGCUACCGCGAAGCUACCGUGGGCCGAGGCAUGUCAAUGACCGACCGAAAGCUGGAGAUCAUGGGUGCUUGAUCGUUAGACACCUUUAUGUAGACUCGACCUUUCCUCCAUUUCGUUUCUUUUUCUCCCUUUACACAUCUUCCGGGAUAACCAAACCACAAUCCCAUCAAACAUGGCACACAAUUCAUACGGUCUCGCAGGGACUGAGGCGUCAUCAAAGCCCCUCCGCUUCGACGGCCAAACAGUCGUUGUCACAGGUGCUGGCGGUGGUCUCGGCAAGGCAUACGCUUUGUUCUUCGCUUCUCGCGGUGCAAAUGUUGUCGUCAACGACCUGGGUGGCUCGUUCAAAGGCGAGGGAGCAUCAUCGAAGGCCGCGGAUGUAGUAGUCGAGGAGAUCAAGGCAGCCGGAGGCAAGGCCGUCGCCAACUACGACUCGGUCGAGGACGGUGACAAGAUCAUCGACACGGCCAUCAAGGCCUUUGGCAGAAUCGACGUCCUGAUCAACAAUGCCGGAAUUCUCAGAGACAUCAGCUUCAAGAACAUGAAGGACGCCGACUGGGACUUGAUCAUGAAGGUCCACGUCAGAGGUGCAUACAAGUGUGCCAGAGCAGCAUGGCCGCAUUUCAGAAAGCAAAAGUACGGCAGAGUCAUCAACACAGCAUCCGCAGCUGGUCUGUUCGGUAGCUUUGGACAGACAAACUACUCUGCUGCCAAACUCGCUCAAGUCGGCUUCACCGAGACGCUCGCAAAGGAAGGUCUCAAGUACAACAUCCUCGCCAACGUUAUCGCUCCCAUCGCUGCUUCGAGGAUGACCCAGACCGUCAUGCCCCCAGAUGUUCUCGAGAACCUCAAGCCCGACUGGGUCGUUCCUCUGGUCGCAGUCCUCGUACACCCCUCAAACACAGAAGAGACAGGAAGCAUUUUCGAAUGCGGUGGUGGUCACAUUGCAAAGCUGCGAUGGGAGAGAGCCAAGGGUGCUCUGCUCCGUGCAGACGACAGUUAUACCCCCGGUGCUCUGCUCUCCAAGUGGGAUGGUGUCAACGACUUCAGCGAGCCUAGCUAUCCUACCGGAGUUGCAAACUUCAUGGAGCUGCUCGAGGAGGCUCAGAAGCUGCCUGCCAACCCCCCAUCCAAGAACCCCGACUUCAAGGGCAAGGUUGCUCUUGUCACUGGAGGUGGUGCUGGUCUCGGCCGCAUCUACUGCUUGCAAUUCGCCAAGUAUGGUGCAAAGGUUGUUGUCAACGAUCUGAUGAACCCCGACGACGUUGUGCAAGAGAUUCAGAAGCUCGGUGGUGAGGCCGUUGGUGUCAAGGCAUCGGCUGAGGACGGUGAUGCGGUCGUCAAGGCCGCCAUUGACGCUUAUGGCCGCAUUGACAUCAUUGUCAACAAUGCAGGCAUUCUUCGCGACAAGGCGUUUGCCAACAUGGACGACAAGCAGUUCGAUCAGGUCUUGGACGUUCACCUGAGAGGAACCUACAAGGUCACCAAGGCUGCAUGGCCCUAUUUCUUGAAGCAGAAGUAUGGUAGAGUUGUCAACACCACUAGCACCAGUGGUAUCUACGGUAACUUUGGUCAGGCCAACUACGCCGCUGCCAAGUGCGGUAUUCUUGGUUUCUCUAGAGCUCUUGCCAGAGAGGGUCAGAAGUACAACAUCUUGGUCAACACCAUCGCACCUAAUGCUGGUACAAACAUGACCCGUACUAUCAUGCCCGAGGAGAUGGUUCAAGCCUUCAAGCCUGACUACGUUGCUCCCCUUGUCGUCCUUCUCAGCUCUGACUUGGUACCCCAGCCUGGAACUGGUGGUCUGUACGAAGUUGGAUCUGGUUGGGCUGCUCAGACUCGCUGGCAACGUACCGGUGGACACGGCUUCCCUGUCGAUGUCAAGCUGACUCCUGAACAUGUCCUUGGACAGUGGAAGAGAAUCACCGACUUCAGCGACGGCCGUGCUGACCACCCCGCAGAUGGCAACGACGGCUUGAAGUCGAUCAUGGCCAACAUGGAGAACAGAAGCUCCGGCUCGAAGCCCGUUAAGAAGGAGGGUGCUAAGAACGACGAAGUCCUUGUCAACAUCGAGAAGGCUAAGAAUGCUAAGGCCGAAGGUACUGAAUUCAAGUACGACGAGAGAGAUGUCAUUCUUUACAACCUUGGUCUCGGUGCCAAGCGUACCGACCUGCCUUUCGUCUACGAGGGCGACGACAACUUCCAGGUCAUCCCUACUUUUGGUGUCAUUCCUCCCUUCAACGCAUCAUCUCCCUUCUCAUUCGACGAGAUUGUACCCAACUUUUCACCCAACAUGCUUCUCCACGGAGAGCAGUUCCUUGAAAUCAAGACUUUCCCUAUCCCUACCGAGGCUACUCUGGUGGCCUACCCCAAACUUGUCGAGGUUGUGGACAAGGGAAACGCUGGUGUUGUAACAUACGGCUCUACCACCAAGGACAAGAACACUGGCAAGGAGCUGUUCUACAACGAGUCCACUGUCUUCAUCCGCGGUUCAGGUGGCUUCGGUGGUCCUAAGAAAGGCACCGACAGAGGUGCCGCAACCCGCAUCUACAAGGCUCCGGAGCGCAAGCCCGAUGCAGUAGUUGAGGAGAAGACCAGUGAAGACCAAGCCGCCAUCUACCGUUUGUCCGGUGACCGCAACCCGUUGCACAUUGACCCCGAGUUCUCCAAGGUUGGCGGCUUCAAGACUCCCAUCCUCCACGGUCUCUGCUUCUUCGGCUUCGCCGGCAAGGCAGUGCUGCAAACAUAUGGUGAAUUCAAGAACGUCAAGGUCAGAUUCGCUGGUGUCGUUUUACCAGGACAGACCCUGGUAACUGAGAUGUGGAAGGAGGGCAAUGUCGUCGUGUUCCAAACAAAGGUCAAGGAAACCGGCAAGCUUUGCAUCUCUGGAGCCGGAGCCGAAUUGCGCAAUGCCUCGCCAAAGAGCAAAUUGUAAAUGGGGAAGGCCCAAAUGUCGUGAUCCUUCAAAGUAUUGUAGUAUUCUAGCGUUUGUUAUUUCUGAAAUGUCAUCAUGAACUCUCAUCCUUC
Messenger RNA from Aureobasidium pullulans EXF-150, 3047 nucleotides. RefSeq names its product multifunctional beta-oxidation protein-like protein. Bases 193 to 2955 code for a protein of 920 amino acids. NCBI's taxonomy places the organism in Eukaryota, Fungi, Ascomycota, Dothideomycetes, Dothideales, Saccotheciaceae. The record is from RefSeq and is a predicted model, not a curated record. The transcript has 3 exons.